AUGUGGUGGAAGACCGCCGCGAAGAGAGUUGAAGGGUCCCUGCUGCCUGUGUUGACGAGACAGUCUAAUUUGAGUGUUCCAGCCGCAGCAGCUUCCUUUUCGUCGUCAACAACGGUUCCCAUCAUUGAGCUCCGUGAGUAUGCGGUACAACCAGGACACAUGGAAGCAUACAUGGAAGCCACCAUCCAAUCAGCGUCUCUGCGAACGUCCCUUUCUCCUUUACGAUUCUUUAGUGUCCCUGAAACGGGUGGGCAGCUGUUGGUUGCCACUCAUGCGUACUACUAUCAAGGAGGUCAUGCCGACCGUGAUGCCACACGAGCCAAAAUGGCACAAAAUCCCGAGUGGACGGCCUACCUCGAUACGAUCUUCCCCUAUCUCGAUACGGCACAAUCGAAUAUUUACGUCGAAGCGCCGUUAGUGUCUCAAAUAGAUGGAGUCGUGGGUCUAAAAUCUGUCCCACUUCCAAUCGACAAUCAUCCUGAUAAUUCCAUUUUGGAACUGCGACGGUACCAAUUGCGACUGGGAUACGAUACUGUCCCGCAGUUUCUACAGUACUACGGAGACGGAUUGCCUUCCAAAUUGGCGGCACCGGGGACGGAUCCUAGCACCUCUCUGGUCACUCUCCUCUAUACCGAAGUGGGACGGCUCAAUGAAGUCAUUGAAAUUUGGAGGCACGGCAAUGGUACCCAUGCCAUGGAACAAUCCCGGGUCGCGGCACGGUCGGCACAAGAAUGGAGGACGGCCAUUGCCAAGAUUGCCGAUUUGGCCAUUCAAUUCACAUCGACCAUUCACAAACCAACCAGUUUUUCUCCCCUGCGGUAA
This is a messenger RNA of Seminavis robusta, 822 nucleotides long. The record is from the annotation of a GenBank genome assembly. NCBI's taxonomy places the organism in Eukaryota, Bacillariophyta, Bacillariophyceae, Naviculales, Naviculaceae.